AUGGAGCCCCCGGCCCGGUUCUGGUUCCGCUCCCGCCCCGAAUUCUGCCCCGAGUGCGGCUCCGUCCUGCCCCGGCCCGGCCCCGGCAGCUGCUGCCGCUGCCCCCGCUGCGGGCUCGGCCUGCGGAGCUCAGGUUUGGGGCAAAAAACCCAAAAUAAAUCCAAAAUCCAAGUGGACAGGGUCUGUCCCCGCUGCGCCCACUCGGGGAUGUGGUUCCACACCCGCCAGAUGCGCUCGGCCGACGAGGGGCAGACGGUUUUUUACACCUGCCCCCGCUGCAGGUUCCAGGAGAAGGAAGAUUCCUGA
This is a messenger RNA of Lonchura striata (white-rumped munia), 306 nucleotides long. The record is from RefSeq and is a predicted model, not a curated record. NCBI's taxonomy places the organism in Eukaryota, Metazoa, Chordata, Aves, Passeriformes, Estrildidae.